GGUUACGCUCUGGUUAAUCACGUGAUUGCUACAUAUAUUGGUAUCGCAUGCCCUCUGGACUGCUCAAAGGAAUGCGUAGCUGAUGUUCGCUGUCAAUCCUUCAACUGUGCUGAGUCUGGAAAUAAGUGUGAAUUAAAUGACCAACGGAGGGAAACUAGACCAAGUGACUUUGGUACCAGAGAAAAUGCUACAUACUUUGGUCCCACGCCUCAGCAAGUGAGUUAUAAAAGCUUUAAUCGUAGGCAAUUUCCAAGUUCCACAAACUCCCACUUUCAAAGCGAGGCUAAGUGCCAAACCUUUCAUGCGAAAAUGAGUUUCAUUUGCAUAAGACUAAAAAAAUAUUUUCAUCUGAAUCGCUUAGCAGUUAGCCUUGCUUUGAAACAGAGGCUUGGGGCAACGCAGAAAUGGCGUUCCUUUCUGAAACUGGACAACGCGCGUCGAUCUAAAAAUCGAUUCAGUGACCAAUGAUAAAGCGGCAAAUUGACAGCGAAGUCGGGUUGAGUCCUUCCGAGCUCUUUCGCCUUCAGUGUGACGUUGCGUUGUCUCUGCUAAAUCUGUCUGAUAUCUUUCACAAAGGUCAUUUAGAAGCAAACAGUAAACGAAAUUCUACACUUACUGUACCUUACAUACCCACCUACACAUAACGGGACCACUGACUUCUGUCCCUAAGGUGGUCUCUAGCCUGCGUAUCAGUCGCUUGGAAGUAGUGGGUGCAAGAAAGAACGAGCGCGCGAGAGGGAGACACGCGAGGCGCGCCCGUUCUUUCUUGGGCCUGCUACGCAGGCUAGGUGGUCUCUGCAGAGUAGUUACAUUGUAUUAACCCCUGCUCUCCUGAAAACCUGGCCAGGAAAAUGUGUUUUUUUUAUCGUUUUCGGUAACAAUAGCACGUUUGUUCAUCUCCGCCGUUUGUGAUGCAUGUCCUUUCUAUUAGGAGGGAACUGGAAGCGGUUGCAUGUCGGUCACUUGUCAACAUGGUGGAACAUGCGUAGACUCGUGCUGGAAUCCCCAGAUGUUCACUUGUGAGUGUCGCAAAGAUUAUGAAGGAGUUUUCUGUGAAAAGCAUAGCGGAGGUAAGGAAUAUCUUUAUUAUACAAAUUUGCUCACAUAUACGCACCAAAUUGGUAAAGAUAUCCAGUUUCCAAACUGGAUAUGGUCUCCGAUCCGAGAAAUUUGAACUCGUCAUAUUUGACAAUAUUCUAACCUACGACCGCCCAGGCACCAAGCGAGCGCUUUACGUACAGAGAGACUCCUUCUUGAGUAGGGCAAGGCCAUUUACUGCUGGGCGUUUUAUAUGCGACACGUGUCAUCCAUACUGUGACAAAAAAAGCCAAUGUCGAAAGCGUAGCGAUGAAUAAAGAUGGAAAAUUCGAUUUCUAAACUCGGUGGUAAAUAAGAAAGUGGGGCAGAGAUAAAGAAUCGUGAAUAACCGAUAGGAUUUCCUACCGUAGGGUAACAUAUAGACAGAAUCGGGUCUUAUUCACUUAGAAAACUUUCACUUUAUAUCCUUGCAGUGAAAACUUGUCAGGAGCUGAAAACGCUAGGCGAGAAUCUUGACGGUGUUUAUGAUAUCAAUCUCGAUGGCCAGGGAAUCAUCAACGUCUUUUGUGACCAAACGACGGACGGUGGUGGGUGGACUGUGGUACAGAGACGCUUCUCUCCAUACAGUGCCAACUUUGAACGAGUCUGGCUCGAAUACAAAAACGGCUUUGGCGACCUUUCCGGGGAAUUCUGGCUUGGCAAUGACAACCUGCACCGACUCGCUGCGUCCUCCAGC
Porites evermanni is the source of this 1774-nucleotide messenger RNA. NCBI's taxonomy places the organism in Eukaryota, Metazoa, Cnidaria, Anthozoa, Scleractinia, Poritidae. The record is from the annotation of a GenBank genome assembly.